UCGAUCUGCGCUAUAUACCUACUCUGCACUUACGCCUCGACUCGAUGUUCCUCUACUCUGCUGCUGCUGCUGCUGCUAGCUAGCUAGCUGCUUAUUCAAGUAUCAGUUCGGAACGCCGCGCGACUCGUCGUAAAUCUAGUUAUCAUCUCUUAGUCAGCGAGACGAGAGCACGGUGAUAAGCACUCUCUCUCUCUCUCUCUCUCUCUCUCUCUCUCUGUGCGCGCGUGUGUGCAUCGUGAUUCGUGCGUCAGUGAAACCUGUGAAACGGUGCAAGUAAUACUGUGUGACUCAACAAUCGUCAGUCAAUCGUCGUCAGCUGCACCUGCGCUGCUCGGCUGCUGUGCUGGGACUCGACAGACUCGACUCCUAUACUCGGCUCGAGUCUUUUGCUGCCUACAAGUAUAUAAUAUAUGAAGCUCUGACACCCGGAGCAUUCUUCUCUAUGCGCAUGAAAAAGGUAUAGAGACGGUGUUCGCUGUUCGGACGACUUUCGCUCUCAUCGGCGGUCCCAGCGUCCCAGCCCAAGCCCCUCAAAGUAUACCUAACUCUGGCUAACCUGCUGCUGCAGGCAGCGUCAAGAUGUGCGGAGGAUUUACGUGCUCGAAAAAUGCUCUAACGGCGCUCAACAUUCUCUAUAUCCUCUUAUAUCCUCUCUCACCACAGGUUGUUGCGUUCAUCUUAAUUGGAGUAGCGGUCUAUGGCAGAGCCUCUGCUCUAGUUACAAACCUGCCCAUCAUUGGAGGAAUAUUAGCUUGCGGAGUUAUACUAAUACUGAUAUCCAUACUCGGACUCAUCGGAGCUGUCAAACAUCACCAAGUUUUGCUGUUUUUCUAUAUGCUCAUUUUGUUCCUGUUGUUCCUCAUUCAAUUUAGCAUUGCCUGCGCAUGCCUAGCUGUUAAUGCUAAACAACAGGAACAGCUUGCGGAACAUGGUUGGAAUCAAGUCGAUGUAAACUUGCGAGAAAAAGUUCAAAACACAUUCCAUUGUUGUGAUUUCAACAAAACCACUUCGUCCGCUGCAGACCAAUUUACAAGUAUCAGCUUAGUCGCAACCAUAAAGCCAAACAAACCAAGUUGCGAGGAACAAACGAAAUUCUGCUGUGCAAAUAACCCAGAUAAAGAUUGUCAAUGUCCAUCGUGCAUGGAAAAGCUGCAAUCAACCAUUGACUAUGCCUUCAAGCUAUGUGGUGGGAUUGGAUUGUUCUUUAGCUUUACCGAGGUGAUUGCAGCUUUCUUGGCGAGACGUUACAGAAAUCAGUUAGAUCCGGAAGAGUCCGCUGCUCGUGCUAUGUUUCCACGACAUAAUUAUCUAUACAGAACUGUACCGAAGCAUCUGUUUUUCUGCGUCUUCGUUAUCGUCGUCAGACGAGAUAAUCAGUUUUACGAGUGGCGAUCGCCUCUGCGGAUUCGGUGUCUCGGCGGUAUAUCGGCAUAUCCACCGCGAGGCAAAAGCAGCAGUGCUCGGAAAAUGAGAGGCCGCGAUUAUUUGACACACUUAACAGCCGUAUUGUUCGCAUUGAAUGCCGUUGAAAAUGUCGGUGCAGGCAACGAGUACGAUACUUUGGAAUGCGCGCUACCGGACAAUCUUAUUCGCGAAAUCGAUUCUUACCAAGUGACGGUCAAUAAAAUCUUAGAAGCCGCAGUCAAUGGAAGUUACAGAGGCGUGACCUGGCAGGAACUGUCCGAGUUUGUUGACAAAUUUGGCGCAAGAAUAUCGGGCUCAAGAGCGCUGGAGGAGUCGAUCGAUUAUAUGAUGGACAGGUCGAAAGAGCUCGGGUUGGACAACGUUCACGGGGAGGAAGCUCGGGUGCCCCACUGGGUUCGGGGCAGAGAGUCUGCGACGCUCCUGAAGCCGAGAAUCAAAGAUCUGGCUAUGCUCGGCUUGGGAUACAGCGUGGGAACUCCCGCGGCCGGACUGACUGCCAGGGUCGUUGUCGUCAAAAGCUUUGCGGAACUGCAGAAGCGGGCAUCCGAAAUUCCGGGACGAAUAGUCGUGUUCAAUGAGAAGUACGUUUCAUACGGCGAAACCGUGCUGUACAGGUCUCGCGGCGCCACGGAAGCCGCCAAGCUCGGCGCCCUGGCAGUUCUCAUUCGAUCCGUAACACCGUUCUCGCUCUACACGCCUCACACAGGAAUGAUGAGCUACGAGGAGGGGGUGAAAAAAAUUCCAGCCGCCUGCAUAACGCUGGAGGAUGCUGCCCUUCUGAACAGGAUGUCCGAUCGAGGAGAGGAAAUAGAAGUGAACGUGCAGAUGGAGGCGAGGAGAUAUGCCGACGUUCGGUCGCGCAACCUCGUUGCCGAACUACGCGGAAAGUCUGAGCCAGACAAGCUCGUCGUCGUUUCUGGUCACAUUGACAGCUGGGAUGUAGGUGAAGGGGCGAUGGACGACGGCGGUGGCGCGUUUAUCUCUUGGAACUCGUUGGUACUGCUAAAGAGCCUUGGACUGCAGCCGAGGCGAACCAUACGAUCGAUAUUCUGGACCGCCGAAGAAUUCGGGAUCCUAGGAGCCGCGCAGUAUAUCCAAGCUCACAAGUCCGAAGAGUCGAAUCUUCAGUUGGUCAUGGAAUCGGAUAUCGGUACUUUCAGCCCCUUGGGCUUGGAGGUCACGGGCACGGAUUUGGUCAAAUGCGUAUUGACGAGAGUUUUGAGUCUGCUGGAGCGAUCUCUCGGGCAAUUGCGCGUGCGCAGUCCGCAGGCUGGCCCCGACAUUGCAGCGUGGGUCGAGUCCGGCGUGCCUGGCGCCUCUUUGUGGAACAGAAACGAAAGGUACUUUUGGUAUCACCACAGCAAUGCGGACACCAUGGCUGUGGAAAACCCCUUUGCUCUGGACAAAGGCACAGCACUUUUUGCAGCGGUAUCUUACGUAAUGGCCGACAUCAGCCUCGACUUGCCCCGGCAUGCCCCGAAAACGGCUGCGACUGGACAACAAGUCUAAGACUCAAGGGACAAUGCUGCCUCGUGUCUAUGUCUGUAUGGCAUAUGUGUAUUAUUAAAUCGUUGCUUUACAAUAAAACAAACAACAAACAACAAACAACA
Nasonia vitripennis (jewel wasp) is the source of this 3035-nucleotide messenger RNA. Its product is annotated as carboxypeptidase Q. Gene Ontology annotation, molecular function: metallodipeptidase activity. The coding region runs from base 580 to 2934 and encodes 784 amino acids. Gene Ontology annotation, cellular component: membrane. Gene Ontology annotation, biological process: proteolysis; peptide catabolic process. The record is from RefSeq and is a predicted model, not a curated record. Lineage: Eukaryota; Metazoa; Arthropoda; Insecta; Hymenoptera; Pteromalidae. The transcript is spliced from 12 exons.